UUACUGCUGGAAUCGCACUGCACCAUCUUAUCAAUCUACUCCUCUCCCACCCCAACCCCCAUCAUGGGCAUCACUUUCAGAGGUCUAGCCACGGCUGCUUUGGCCAGCAAGAACGAGACUUCGGCUGCUGCCACUGAGAAGGACAUUGCUGAUGUACCUGCUUCGUACGCUGGCCACACCAGCCUCGAUCAAGGCCGUCCGGAUGAGAAGCUGGGUGGUCCCAGGGCCGAUGGUGUCGAAACCGACUCCGACGAUGAGCUCAACAAGGUCGACACUCAUGCCGAGCAGGGUGUGCAGGCCAUCCAGGCCAUGACCCAUGUCUGGUCUAGGAGGAGCUUGAUCAUGGCCUUAGUAUGGAUCUGGAUCAUCCAGUUCUGCGUCUCUUUCACGUCCGGAUCCGUCAAUACACUGACUCCAUACGUCACUUCCGGCUUUCAAUCCCACUCCCUGACUGCUUUGACCAGCGUCAUCUCCUCCCUCAUCUCUGGUCUCUGGAAAUUGCCUUAUGCCAAGAUCAUGAACAUCUGGGGUAGGCCAUUUGCCCUGCUCCUCGGUGUCAUGUCGACCACCAUUGGUCUAAUCAUGAUGGCCGCCUGUAAGAACGUCCAGACGUACUGUGCUGCCAUGACCUUCUUCUAUCUUGGCUACAACAGUAUCGACUUCUCAAUUACUGUUUUCGUCGCCGACACAACCAAACUGGCGAAUCGUGGCUUUUUUGUCGCCUUCGUCGCCUCCCCUUGGUUGGUUACCACGUGGGUGUACGGAUAUGCAGUGGACAGUAUCAAAGCUCCUGGUGGUAUCGGUGUUCGUUGGGGAUUCGGUGUUUUUAGCAUCCUCAUCCCAGUCGUUUGCACUCCCCUCCUCGUCAUGUUCUGGUAUCACGAAGGCAAGGCGAAGAAGCAAGGUCUCAUCCAGCCUCGCCCAACUCGCGGAAACUUUGGGCAGACCAUUUUCUACUACCUCAAGGAAUUUGAUACGGUUGGACUUCUUAUCCUCGCCACCGGUCUCUCUCUUUUCUUGUUGAGUUUCAACAUUUACACAUACCAAGCUGAGCAGUGGAAGUCGCCUCUGAUCAUCUGCUUCAUCAUCUUUGGCUUUCUCCUCGUCAUCGUAUUCGGUCUCUGGGAGAAGUAUCUCGCACCCGUCACGUUCGUCCCAUGGCAUCUUUUGAAAAACCGCACCGUCAUCUUCACGUACACCAUGGCAGGAAGCUUGUACAUUGGAUGGUAUAUUUGGAAUUCGUUCUUCUACUCGUCCCUGAUCGUCCUCUUCAACCAAAGCAUCCCGCACGCGACCUACAUUGGCAACAUCUACACCAUGGGCAGCUGCUUCAUCUCGCUCGUCUACGGCGCGGUCCUUAAGUGGAACGGCCGUCUCAAGUGGUACUCUUUCUUCUGGGGUGUGCCCCUCACCAUCCUCGGCGUUGGUCUGAUGAUCGAGUUUCGUCAGCCGGACGUUAACAUCGGGUAUAUCGUCAUGUGCAUGCUAUUCAUCUCCCUCGGCGGCGGUGUUCUCGUCAUCUCCGAGCAGACCACCCUCAUGGCCGUCUCCAAGCAGCAGGACUUCCCUGCUCUCCUUGCCUGCGAGUCCAUGAUUAUCUCCAUCGGUGGAGCCAUAGGAUCUUCCAUCGCUACUGCUAUCUGGACCGGUGUCUUCCCUGUCAAGUUGACCGCGAAUCUGCCCGCGGAAGUCAUGGACAACUUUGCCAAUAUCUAUGGUGACAUCGAUGUCCAGAGCAGCUACGCUUGGGGUAGCCCCACGCGCGAUGCUAUCGCCUUGAGCUACGCCCAGACACAGAGGUACAUGCUCAUCGCUGCCACGUGCGUUUACAGCCUUACCUGGAUCAGUGUGGCAUUGUGGCAGGAUGUGGAUGUCAAGAAGCAGAAGCAGAGGACGGUUGGAUUGUUGUAG
Molecule: messenger RNA, 1911 nt
Organism: Periconia digitata
Lineage: Eukaryota; Fungi; Ascomycota; Dothideomycetes; Pleosporales; Periconiaceae
Source: the annotation of a GenBank genome assembly